Molecule: messenger RNA, 1344 nt
Organism: Glarea lozoyensis ATCC 20868
Lineage: Eukaryota; Fungi; Ascomycota; Leotiomycetes; Helotiales; Helotiaceae
Product: P-loop containing nucleoside triphosphate hydrolase
Exons: 3
Coding region: 1-1344 (447 amino acids)
Biological process (GO): mitochondrial translational elongation
Cellular component (GO): mitochondrion
Molecular function (GO): GTP binding; translation elongation factor activity; GTPase activity
Source: RefSeq, a predicted model, not a curated record
AUGCCGGCGUUUGCGCGAUCAAUUACCCCUUUCAUACGGACAGCCCGGUCGUCGUGGCUGCAGGGAAAUUCCACCAGCCCACUUCAACAUGCAUUAAGAGGACAAAAAGGAGCCGCGGUGUUGAACACUGCCAGAGCGUACGCCACGGCGUUCGAGCGAACGAAACCUCAUGUUAAUAUUGGUACAAUUGGUCACGUCGAUCACGGAAAGACCACAUUGACGGCAGCUAUCACAAAGAGACAGGCCGAGAAGGGAUUCGCAAGCUUUUUAGAUUAUGGUUCCAUCGAUAAAGCUCCUGAGGAACGAAAGCGUGGUAUCACCAUUUCCACCGCACAUAUCGAAUAUGCCACCGAAAACAGACAUUACUCUCACGUCGACUGUCCCGGUCACGCCGAUUACAUUAAGAACAUGAUUACUGGUGCGGCCAAUAUGGAUGGUGCCGUUAUCGUUGUUGCUGCUUCGGAUGGACAAAUGCCUCAGACAAGAGAACAUCUUUUGCUUGCCCGACAAGUCGGUGUUGAGAAGAUUGUCGUCUUCGUAAACAAGGUCGACGCUCUUGAGGACCCUGAAAUGUUGGAAUUGGUCGAAAUGGAAAUGCGUGAACUGUUGAACACGUAUGGAUUUGAGGGUGAUGAAACCCCAAUCAUUCUCGGCUCCGCUCUUUGCGCGCUGGAAGGUCGCAGAGACGAGAUUGGCACCCAGAAGAUUGAUGAACUUCUGGCAGCCGUCGAUACCUGGAUUCCAACACCAAAGCGUGAGCUUGACAAACCUUUCUUGAUGUCCGUCGAGGAUGUCUUUUCUAUCCCAGGUCGUGGAACUGUCGUUUCCGGUCGUGUUGAGCGUGGUGUUCUGAAGAAGGAUGAGGAAGUCGAGAUUCUUGGAAAGGGAGAGACAGUAAUUAAGACCAAGGUCACUGAUAUUGAGACCUUCAAGAAGUCUUGCGACGAAUCCCGUGCAGGUGACAACUCCGGCCUUCUCAUCCGUGGUGUCAAGCGCGAAGAUGUUCGUCGAGGAAUGGUCGUCUCCAAGCCAGGAACCACCAAGGCCCACCAGGAAUUCUUGGUUUCCAUGUACGUCCUUAGCAAGGAGGAAGGUGGACGUCACACUGGAUUCAUGAACAACUACCGUCCUCAGAUGUUCAUUCGUACAGCUGAUGAGCCAUGUGCCCUUUUCUGGCCUGAGGGUACAGAGGAUGCUGAUUCCAAGAUGGUCAUGCCAGGAGACAACGUUGAAAUGAGAUGCGAAAUCCAUAACCCAGUCGCUCUUGAGAAGGGACAACGUUUCAACGUUCGUGAGGGAGGCCGAACUGUCGCGACUGGUCUUGUUACCCAGAUCAUCAAAUAA